GUGGGCAUUGUGCUGGUUCCAAUUUGAUGUAAAAAUUGGAUCUUGAAACUAAUGUUUAUUGUGAACUUAUUAUUCACUUUCGUUCAUCCAGAGGAUGCAAUGAAUCUUGUUUCUUAAUAGAGAUGACAAUUCUGGCAGGGGAUUACCUUAAUCAUGGGAGUAUCAUCCUUGAAGUUUGCUACUCACCACAAGUUUCCUACUCAGUUUCCAUUAAUAAAUGGAGAGGAUUUUCUUGAAAAUGUGUGGGCGAAUUUCAUCUCUGAAACAACGGCUAGCAGCACAAACCAGGAUGGAUUUGGAUCAUCAGAAUCAUUACAAGCUUUGGAGAGGUUGCCAAGUUUAGGCAGAUGGAUUUCCAUGGGGGCCGAGGCCUGGAAUCAGUUUCUUGAUGGAAUCGACACUACAAGCAAUUGUAGGAAGAAUACAUCCAACAUUGUAUUAGAAAACUCAAACACUUACUCAAAUGCAGAUAUUAAUACACCUGCAAAAGUCGCGAAAAAACAGUUUAGAGGUGUGAGGCGCCGGCCGUGGGGUAAGUACGCAGCAGAAAUAAGGGAUUCAUCGAGAAAAGGAGCAAGAAUUUGGCUCGGGACAUUUGAUACAGCCGAGGAAGCUGCCAUGGCUUAUGAUAAGGCUGCUCUAAGAAUUAGAGGCCCCAAUACAUAUCUAAAUUUUCCUAUCGAGACCGUUGUAAUUUCUUCCUACGAUGAUUGCCUAACUUCUUCCUCGUCUACCUCUUCUACAACUCGUUUUAAUAGUAAGAAAAGGGUGCCGCGGAAGAGGCGCAAUGAUUAUUUGGAGAGCUUGUUGUAACCCUUGUGACAAAAAAAUGUUCUUGUCUAGCAUAAGUAAUGCAAUAAAAAUUGUCUUUAAGAUGCUUUUCCGUGUAACAUAUCCAUUGAAAAUCCAUGAAUUCAAA
This is a messenger RNA of Andrographis paniculata, 919 nucleotides long. RefSeq names its product pathogenesis-related genes transcriptional activator PTI5-like. The transcript is spliced from 3 exons. Lineage: Eukaryota; Viridiplantae; Streptophyta; Magnoliopsida; Lamiales; Acanthaceae. Gene Ontology annotation, biological process: regulation of DNA-templated transcription; ethylene-activated signaling pathway. Gene Ontology annotation, molecular function: DNA-binding transcription factor activity; DNA binding. The record is from RefSeq and is a predicted model, not a curated record. Bases 154 to 813 code for a protein of 219 amino acids.